This is a messenger RNA of Drosophila obscura, 1094 nucleotides long. RefSeq lists its product as uncharacterized. The record is from RefSeq and is a predicted model, not a curated record. The transcript has 2 exons. NCBI's taxonomy places the organism in Eukaryota, Metazoa, Arthropoda, Insecta, Diptera, Drosophilidae. The coding region runs from base 150 to 905 and encodes 251 amino acids.
CUCUGUGUGACAACAUGUUCAUCGGCGCUCGGCGCUCUGGCUGUGUGUGGCUCUCUGGCACGCUCUUUCUCGUCUCUGGCUCGCACGCCGCUGUGUGAUUUGACAACCGGCGUACAGUGCCCGAUUGUGUGUUCGUACGCGUCCAGUCCAUGCAGCAGCCAGCGCAGAAUAUGGAGCGCUCCGAACGCUGGGUGCGGUUCUUGGAGCAGUACAGCCAGCUGCCGCAGCUGUGGGACUUUGAGUCCAGCGAGUACAAGGACCAGCGGUGCAAGGCGGCUGCCUAUGCCAGUCUGCUGGAGGUGUAUCACGAGAUCGAUGCGGAGGCCACGGUGGAUGCCAUGCGGCGGAAGAUCAACAGCAUGCGGACGUGCUACCGCAGGGAGUUGCGCCGCGUGAAGGAGAGCAAGAAGUGGGCCCUCAAGCCCGAGGACAUCCAUGUGCCACAGUUGUGGUACUUUGAUGCACUCAACUUCUUGCACGACAAGGUGGGACUCCGGGCGAGGCGGCGCUCGAGAUCCAAGGACGACACGGACUGGGAGGAGGAGGAUGACCACGAAUUGGACACUCAUCCAACACCCAACACUCACGACGAUCGGCAGCAUUCCAUUGUGAAGUUGGAGCCGUAUGUGAAGAUGGAGCUGUGCUCAUCGCCACCCACACAGAGUUCCAGUCAGACUGCCCUGAAGCGUGCCCGUUCUGUGAGCAGGGAGCUGGCACCUCCAUCAGAUGCCCGCCAUAGCCGCGACGAGGCUGCCAUCUAUGCCGAGGGCUGGGCGGUGGCCUAUCGAAAGAUGAACGAGGGCCAGAGGCUGCUGGCCAAAAAGGCCAUCGAGGAGGUGCUUAUUUUGGGCCAACUCAACAAAUUGCAGUUCAACGCAGUGAAGAUGCCACCCAGGGAGGAUUAGUAGCGGAUAUUUCCGAGGAGAAAUGGAAGAUGCCAAGAUGGAAAUUCUAAAGGGAAUGGAAAGCGGAAGCCGCCUUUGAGUAUUAAAUGAUGAGGAAAGAGGUACAAGUUACUUAAGUGUUUCUCCGGUAGAAAGAUUGCUUAAGAAUAUAGCAAAAAUGCAUAUAAAAUUUAUGAAUGAACAAAAAAU